Bufo bufo (common toad) is the source of this 675-nucleotide messenger RNA. It is a transcript of the gene ATP5PD, whose product is annotated as ATP synthase peripheral stalk subunit d. The record is from RefSeq and is a predicted model, not a curated record. Gene Ontology annotation, biological process: proton motive force-driven ATP synthesis. The transcript is spliced from 6 exons. Gene Ontology annotation, molecular function: proton transmembrane transporter activity. Lineage: Eukaryota; Metazoa; Chordata; Amphibia; Anura; Bufonidae. Bases 141 to 626 code for a protein of 161 amino acids.
UCAGUCAUUGGCUGUAGCGUUUUCUGUUGGCGCAGGUGAUUGGUUGAUGCGAGGAGCUGGUGUAGCGUCACUCGCGGCGGUGGCCAUUGCAGUGUCCCGGCAAGUGAGGUUGGAGGUCGGUGAGCAGGCAGUUCCUAAUCAUGGCGGGUCGAAGAGCUGCAAUCAAGGCUGUGGACUGGUUGGCUUUUGCAGAAAGAGUUCCCCCCAACCAGAAGCCAAUGUUCAACGCACUGAAGACUCGCAGUGAUUCCAUAGCCGCAAAGUUGACUUCUCUCCCUACCAAGCCUCCUACCAUCGACUGGGCAUUUUACCGCACUGCAAUAGCCAAGGCAGGCUUAGUGGAUGAGUUUGAGACUAAGUUCAAUGCCACUACUAUCCCAGAGCCAAAGGACACCCAGACAGAGAAGAUUAAUGCCCAGGAGCAGGAAUCUAAUAAAGCCGCUCUAGCUUACAUUGAAGAAUCCAAAGCCAAGAUGGCAGUGUUUGAGAAGGAGCUGGUCAAGUUCAAGAACAUGAUUCCCUUUGACCAGAUGACCAUUCAAGAUGUAAAUGAUGCUUUCCCCGAGACCAAGUUGGAUAAAGAGAAGUAUGUCUACUGGCCCCACAAGCCCAUCGCUGACUUAUAAACUGUACUGUUCUUCCAUACUAGAAGUCAAUAAACCAUGUUGUAACGUU